Lucilia cuprina (Australian sheep blowfly) is the source of this 12990-nucleotide messenger RNA. RefSeq names its product neurexin-1. The transcript has 16 exons. The record is from RefSeq and is a predicted model, not a curated record. NCBI's taxonomy places the organism in Eukaryota, Metazoa, Arthropoda, Insecta, Diptera, Calliphoridae. Bases 628 to 6096 code for a protein of 1822 amino acids.
GAAGUGUUUAAAUUUGUUUUAAGUGGUGCAGGUUAUGAACCUGUUUACUCCACUAAGGACGGUUUAUACUACGAGUAGGCGAAAAUUUCAAUAUUAAUCAACUCCCCCUUUUAGUGGUUCAUACAAAUAAAAAGCUUUAACAAAGAGCUUUUCACAUAUUAUCCGUUCAUAAGGAACAUUGUACGUUUUAUAUAGAAAUUUUAGAAAUUGCAAUUUAGUAUCGUCGCGAUUGCAGUGUGAAUCAAUACUCAUAAAUAAUAGCUUCAUAUUAAAAUGUGUGUUAAAAAAUGAAAUAAAAAAAAAAAAAAAAUUGGGGAUAGACAUGAUUGUCCUUCAUAAUACAUUUAAUUUUAAAAUAUUUGUGAAAUUAAAAUAAAUGUUUUAAUGUGUAAAAAAUAACGUAAAUUAAACGUAUCCUGUUCUUAAGAAUAAAAGAAAAAAUAUAAAAAAACGUUGGUGGAUCUUUAUGGUAUGUUACUCUUGUAUACCUUAAGAUAUGGUGACAUAAAAAGACUAAAAAUUUAAAAUAAAAAAAAAAACAAAAUUAAACAUAUCGAAAGAACUGCUAAAUUGCAAUUAAAAAAUACAUACAUAUGAACAUUGGAUUAAUCAAACGACAUAUUCAAAAUGGUGUACUUAGAAUUUAAAGAAAAACUAAAAUAUGCAAGCAAAUCAAUUGGAAGAAACCAAUCAAGGCGAAAAUCGUUAUUAAGGCCAACAGUACAACCAGUGCAUUUAGAUGAAGAGAACGGUAUUUACAGUCCAUUAAUAAAAAUGCCCACAAAAUCUUCACAAAGCAGUCUUUAUAAAAUAUACACAGUAUUAAGUAAUAGCAGCAAAAGCAAAGCCGCUAGCACAAUAAUUAAUACUACUUCUACAUCAACUAUUGACACUACUACUACUGGACGAUGCAAAAUUAGUAGUAAUCGUCUACCAAUGAUGUUCUUACUUUUAUUAUCCUUAAUAAUUUCAUGUUUAACAACAAUUAAUGCCUUUCAAUUGGAUGGUUCCCAGAGUUCAUUCGCGCAAUUUCGGAAGUGGUAUGUGGGGCUGAAUGGAUCGCUGGAACUUGAAUUUAAGACUGAACAACCAAAUGGUUUAGUCUUAUAUACAGAUGAUGGUGGAACAUACGAUUUCUUUGAACUUAAAUUAGUUGAAGGUGCAUUGCGUUUACGUUACAACUUGGGAGGUGGUGCCCAGAUUAUUACGGUGGGGCGCGACCUUCACGAUGGACAUUGGCAUAAAGUUCAAGUUAUUCGGAAUGACGAACAAACAUCACUGAUUGUGGAUGGUGUCUCCCAGAGUCGUGCAACUAAGGGCAAAGAAUUUCAAUUUGGAAAGUUUGCUACCAAUUCUGAUGUUUAUGUUGGAGGAAUGCCGAAUUGGUAUAGUACAAAAUUGGCGUUGUUAGCUCUUCCGAGUGUGAUAUUUGAGCCCAGAUUCCGCGGAUCGAUUAGAAAUCUUGUAUAUUCCGAUCAGCCUGGUGGACAAACCAGGCGACAGGAAAUGAAACAGCCACGUGAUAUUAAAUGUGGCGAUGGUCCUUGUGAUCAUGGAGAAAUGCCGAAAGAAAAAGUAAUUCGUAACUCAAGAGGAAGUAAUACUACUGAUGCCUGUGAACGACAUGAUCCUUGUCAACAUGGAGGUAUAUGUAUAUCAACAGAUUCCGGACCCAUAUGUGAAUGUAGAAAUCUUGAAUUUGAUGGACAAUAUUGCGAAAAAGAAAAGGCUCCGUCGGAAGCUACAUUCCGUGGUACCCAGUUCCUUUCAUACGAUCUUGGUCAAACCGGCGCUGAGCCGAUUGUUAGUGCCCAAGACGCAAUUACAUUAUAUUUUCGUACACGACAGCCGAAUGGAUUAUUAUUUUACACUGGCCAUGGUACAGAUUAUCUCAACUUGGCAUUACGUGAUGGAGGGGUUUCAUUGACUAUGGGUUUAGCAAAUGGCAAACAAGAGAUGCAUAUAAAACCGUCAAGAGUUCGUUUUGAUGAUCAUCAAUGGCACAAAGUUACUGUCCACCGUAGGAUACAAGAGAUAUCAUCAAUUACAAGUUUUUGUCGGCUUGUUACCGUGGUGGAUGACGUAUAUACCGACCAUUCUCAUAUUGCGGGAAAAUUUACAAUGCUUUCAUCUUCUCGAGUCUAUGUAGGUGGAGCUGUAAAUCCUCGAGCACUACUCGGAGCCAGAGUUCACAACAAUUUCGUUGGCUGCUUGAGAAAAGUUGAAUUUUCGGCAGACACGUUAUUAUUAAAUCUAAUUGAUUUAGCUAAAAGCGGAUCAAAACUUAUACAGGUUGCCGGUAAUGUUGAGUAUCAAUGUCCAAUUGGUGAUCCACAAGAUCCAGUUACAUUUACGACACGAGAAUCUCACUUGGUGUUACCACCGUGGGAGACUGGCAAACAAAGUUCCAUAUCAUUCAAGUUUCGAACUAAAGAACCUAAUGGUCUCAUUAUAUUGGCAACUGGCUCGAAGCAACCCAGAUCUAAAAAUGCAGUGCUUUUCGCUAUUGAAUUGCUUAAUGGUCACAUUUACAUUCAUUUGGAUUUGGGCUCUGGUGCAGCUAAAGUGAGGGGUUCCCGGAGAAGAGUUGAUGAUGGGGAUUGGCAUGAUUUCAUUUUGCGGCGCAAUGGUAGAGACGCAAAAGUUAGUGUGGAUGGAGUUUGGAAUGACUUUCGGACACCUGGAGAAGGAACUAUUUUGGAAUUGGACGGUCACAUGUACGUUGGCGGAACAGGACCCGCGUAUAGCAAUGCUAAUUGGCCUCCUGCCAUAUGGACGGCCACGUUACGUCAAGGUUUUGUAGGCUGUUUGAGGGAUUUGGUAUUAAGUGGCAAGGCAAUAGAUAUUGCAGCAUUUGCCAGAUUACAAGACUCUGCUUCGGUGAAGCCUUCUUGCCAUGUACAAGCUAAUGUAUGUGCCGGAAAUCCAUGCUUGAAUGGAGGAAGUUGCAUGGAGGGUUGGAAUCGACCUAUCUGUGAUUGUACAGCCACUCUUUAUUACGGACCAACUUGUGGUAGGGAAUCUGGUACAUUGGCUUUUAAUGGAACACAGCAUAUGACCAUUUGGUUAGGAAAUGGUCAAGGUACAAAGACUCAAACCGAAGAGCUCUUGUUGCGUUUCAAAACCGCACGACCAACAGGUUUAUUGUUGAUGACCAGUGCGGAAUCCAAUUCUCCUGAUAGACUUGAAAUCGCCUUAGUAGCCGGACGUAUUCGUGCCAGCGUAAGGUUAAGCGAUCGAGAAAAGAAUCUUCUGGCUGGACAAUCUGUUCUUAAUGACAACAACUGGCACACAAUACGAUUCUCAAGACGAGCAUCAAAUUUACGUUUACAAGUUGACGGGGCUCCCCCUGUCAGGGGUAUGUUAUCUGAGACAAUUUUGGGACGGCACAGUACCAUAGAGAUACGUUCAAUACAUUUGGGCGGACUGUUUCAUGCCGAAGAAGAGAUACAAAUGACAUCUACGAUGCCAAACUUUGUUGGCCAAAUGCAAGGAUUUAUAUUCAAUGGUCAGAGAUACAUCGAUAUUGUCAAGUCAUUGGGCCCUGAAUUAUCAGCUUUGCCUAGCGCAACAUUUAAGUUAACGGCUCGAUUUAUAAACUCACCCCCAGGAAAUCCGUAUCAUGCAGCAACCUUUCGAUCGAAACACUCUUAUGUGGGCCUGCCUAUGCUAAAGGCUUAUUCAACAAUUUCAGUUGAUUUUCGAUUUAAAACAGUAGAGCCAAAUGGGCUGUUGCUUUAUAAUGGUGGAAGGCGAAAUGAUUUUGUUGCGGUUGAAUUGGUAAAUGGCCACAUACACUACACAUUUGAUUUAGGAGAUGGGCCAAUAACAAUGCGCGAUAAAACCCGAGUUCACAUGAAUGACAAUCGAUGGCAUCAAGUCAGUAUUAGGAGGCCUGGUCCGAAAACACACACUCUUGCUGUAGACGAAUCGUUUGAGAUUAUUACAUUAUCGGGCAACAGUAUGCACUUGGAACUAUCGGGUAUCUUGUAUAUUGGGGGGGUAUUCAAAGACAUGUAUGCCAAACUGCCAGCAUCUAUAUCAUCUCGAUCUGGUUUUGAGGGUUGUAUUUCUUCACUCGAUUUGGGCGACACAUCACCAUCACUGACAAAUGACGCUGUAGUACCGAGCUCGCUUGUUGUGUCCGGCUGUGAGGGCCCAACAAAAUGUAGCCAAAAUGCUUGUGCAAACAGAGGCGUUUGUGUGCAGCAGUGGAAUGCGUACGCCUGCGAGUGUGAUAUGACUUCAUAUACGGGUCCAACAUGUUAUGAUGAAUCCAUCGCUUAUGAAUUUGGCAAUAAUAAGGGAAUCAUCCAGUAUACAUUUCCGGAAAAUGCUCAAGCUGAUACUGAAGAGGAUAAUAUAGCAUUGGGUUUCAUAACAACCAAAUCCGAUGCUGUAUUGUUGCGCAUAGAGAGCUCUACGACACAGGAUUACAUGGAACUGGAAAUUGUUGAGGGUAAUAUAUUUAUGGUAUAUAAUAUUGGAACAAGAGAUCUGCCUUUGGGAGAGAUUGGAACAAAAGUUAAUGACAAUACAUAUCAUGUGGUGCGAUUUAGCCGACGAGGUGGAAACGCCACAUUACAAUUGGAUGAUUACAAUGUACAAACUCUAACACCACAAGGACAUCAGUCUACCAUGUUUAACACAAUGGCUAACAUACAAGUUGGAGGGAAAUUUAGUCGUACAGGUCGCACUCGUAUAGAGAGACCUUUUGCAGGUGUAAUUACCGGUCUAUCAGUGAAUAAGUUGCGUGUCCUGGAUUUGGCGGUGGAACGUGAUCCCCAUAUUACGAUACGAGGAGAUGUUCAAUUGGUAACUGGAGUAUUAGAUAGAAAUGAUCUGCAAAGAAUGCAGCAGCAGACACCCGCUAGUGGUUAUCCUGGAGCAAUAGACGAUUUAAUAUUUUCCGGUGCUGGCUCUGGUUGUCGUGGCGAUGACGAAGACGAAUGCACUCCUCCAUUUGAGUCGAGCGGAGAUGAUCUAAUUACACCAGUUUAUGUACCGCCUACCAAACAAACAACAAUGACCCAAAAUGUUAGUACUGAUAAAACAAACGGUACUGAACGAGCUUGCGACGAUGAAGACUGCAUUCAUGGAUCUGGUGAUUAUGGCGAAACAACCGAACAAUUCACUUCUACAAGUACCGCCAAAGGUUCUGAAUCGCAUAAUGAAGUAACUACGGACAGCAACGCGCGUAGACAGGAUGUAACAACUGAGCAGCAACAUUCAACGUCCACAACCUCACAUACUACAACGCCACAGCAAACUACUGCUUUAAGUACGACUUUAACUACAAGUCAAACGUCGGCACCGACGACAAUUAUUACAUCCUCAACACAACGUAUAACUACACCAACUACAGCAAUAUCAACCACAACAGUAACUACAACGGUCGCAACACCAUUGCCCGAAAUACGAACGGCAACAACUGAACGGGAUACAACCACAUUCGAUGUCGUUCAGGUAUUCAAGCAUGACGAAGAGGAGGAGAAAUCAAAUAUUAUUUAUACACCACAAAUCCCAGAAGAACGGCCACCACCUCCCCCGCCCAUUCACGAACCUGAACCCGGCCUACCUUACUACCCACUACCACAACCACCUCCACCAUACAGCAAUAAUAAUUAUCGCCCAAAGGGAAAGGGUGGCCGCAUAAACUCAAUCGAGGAAGAACGAACCGCUAUGAUCAUCGGUAUUGUUGCAGGCAUAUUAAUUGCAGUUAUUCUAGUUAUAUUGCUGGUGCUAUGGCUGAAAUCGAAUGGUGAUCGUAAUUACAAAACAUCCGGUGAGAAAACCAUUUACGGUACUCACAACCCGAAUGCGUCUUUGUUGGGAAAUACUAGCACCAACGGUUCAUAUCACCAACAAAGGCAACAAACAAAUAAUCACCAUCAAACCCAAGAUACACGUUCUCGUUCGCACUCGGGCAUUGCAAUGCGAAACAAUGGCAACACCGACAUGUGCAACAGAUCGGCGCCGAUGAGAGUUGAACGCGUAUACCAUGACUCAACCGACCAUAGUGAAGGUGAGGACCGUCCGGGUUUGGUGAAAACGAAAAAACGCGAUUCAAAAGAUGUUAAAGAGUGGUACGUCUAAAUGACCGAAUAUUGAAAUAUAUAUUUCGCGAAUGAACCAAACGUCAAAUUAGCAAUAAAAAACUGUGCAUAACAAAAUUAAACUAAAAACCUAAAACUAUUGUUAAUCACUAUCGUUAUAUUGGGCGGGUUAUACUUAGUGCAAUAGAUAAUUAUUAUACUUAUUAUAGAAUAUUAUUAAAAAAUCCAACCAAAAAGAAAAAUCAAUAAUCCAAUAUAAUGAAGAAAGCAAACACUUAGAAAAUGAUAAAAACAUAAAAUAAGAAUAACAUCAGUUAAUGUACAAAUAACUCAUUAAGAUGCAAUGAAAAUGAUAAUAAGUAUAAAAUAUUUCAGCGAUCAAAUUUUUCAUUCAUAAUUGUUGUCUUUUAUUUACAAUUUAUUUAAAUUUUUAAUAAUAAUGAAAUUGGUGGCUGAGAUAUUUUAUAAAACCAAAUAUUUUUCAGUUUUCAUAUUUUUUUUUACACAUACACUGCAAUAAAUUACACAAGUCAACAAAAUAAUAAUAAUAGCUAAUUCCAAUGUAUUUUCACCAGCUGAGUUCAGAAAUCAUUAUUAGCUCUAGUAGUUUUUGAGAUAUUGCGAUUUAUGUACAGACAUUGUUUAGGCCACUUUUUUGAAGUUUUCAUUAAAUUUUGCAGAACUGGUACUAAAUUCCAAAGUAUUUUUUUAACAACAUACAAAUCUGCGCAAAAUUAUCUUUCUAAACACUAUAAUCGUGAUGACAUUUAUUACAGUAUAACUAGAUUUCCUUGCAAAGAAGUUGAAAAUUUAGCUGUUUUUUUGUUUUAUCGUUAUAACAAUACUUUGGUAUAAAUUCAUUUGAAUUUUUCAAUAAAGUACUACCAACACAAUCUAAUAAUAUUAUUUUUCGGUUAAAAUUGGAAAUUCGUUAUAAACGCAACGAAAUAUUUCGUUUAUUCAUGUUUUGUUUGUUAUUUUUACAUACUCAUGAAUUCAAAAUAUUCAUGUCGUAAGUUUUCACUAUUCUUUUGUUUUUGUGUCAAAAAGUUUGUCUGCAAAUCAUUAAUAACUUAUGAUGAUACAUCAUUAUGUAUUAUGAUGAUAUUCAUACAUUAUGUAUCAUAAUGUAUGAAGAAAUUCUUAACGAAUUUCCAAUUGUCAUUUAAUAAUUCGGUCAAUGUUAUAUGUUGGAUAAAAGAAAUCAAACUCGCUUACCUUAAAUUAAUGUUAUAACAAUAAAAAAAGUCCGUUAUUUAACUUUGCUGCAACACAUUCUAAAUAUCGUGUAAUAACUUUCAAUAUGAUUAUACUCUAAUGAUAGAUAAUUUUAAAACCAACAGCUAACCGGAAAUUUUCAUUACAUAAAAAUAAGCUAUUUUAAUUUAAGACAUUUUCAGUGUUGUCUAGUGUUAUUAUAACUCACUGGGAAAUGUAAAAAAGAAGUUAAUUCACUCAAAAAUUAAAAUGUUUAUUUCAUCACGAAUAUGUAUUUUUUUCAAAAACUGAUUUUUUAUUGAUUAGUAUUUCAAGAAUAAAAUAAGAUAUCUUUGAAAUAAACUUAACAUUUUGAAAACGUUGACAAGAUGUAUUGGUGUUUAAUAAUACAAGUUCUUUCCCGCAUAUCUGCAAAUUAAAUUACUGAUUUUGUUCAAAGAAAAACUUCUGAAUAUAUGCAUUUGAAGUCAGUUUCCGGUAGGUUAGUGGUUCGUAUUCUAGUCUGGUAUACCGAAGGUGGUGUGUUCGAUUCUCACCUGAGGCACUGGUUAAGAUGCGCACAACAGGUCCGAUAUAGGUCUAGGUGUAUUUCUUUCGAUUUGAUGUAGAUGUUUAAUAGAAAUUUCAAACAACUAUAGAAUUAUGAAAUUCUUUAAAAACGUAUGAGUUAUAUUGAUUUCUUAACUUUUUCUCAGUGAUUUUAUUUUCUGUGUCAUUACAAUCAAACAAAUGUUCACUCAUACACAUAUUUAUGUAUAUGUAUGUAUACAUACAUACAUAAAUAAAAUACAUACACACUUUCAGUUUUACUACAAAAUCAAGCAUUACACAAAUAAUAAAAAAAUAAUAAAUUAAUAAAUAAAAAUACUUACUUUAGCUAGCUUUUAGGCACUAAAUAUUAUUAACAACUAAAAAACUUAAUAUUAUCUUUCCCCCAUACACCUUAUUACGUAUGUACUUACUAGUCUAAAUAAUAAACAAUAAUACAAAUAUUAUUCUAAUAAAGAUUGAAAAAGGAACGAUUCAACAACCACUCCACCGCACAUGAUGUGUUAGAUCCACGUAUGGCGUGGUGGAUGGAUGCUGUUGUGAAUAGUUGUGGGUGUGUUUUACAAGAUCUAAAUAGAAAAAACCAAGUGAAUGUUAAAUAAUGAUAGAACCUAAAAAUUAAGAUAUUGUGCCAUAGUAAUUUAAGAAUACCUACUAAUUAACAAUUGGUAUAUUGUAUGUAUGUAUAUUAUUAAAAUUAUAAUUAUUACUAUUAUUAUUAUUACAAUAAAUAUUAAUAUUAUAAUUGAAAUUAAUAUAAUCGAUUGUAGAUAAAGAUUAACUAGUUAGAUGUAACAUGUAUAUGAGAAAAAACUAUAUGAAUAAUUAACAAAAUGCUUUAAGAAAACAACAAAUAUAAUUUAAAAGAAAGAAAGAAAAUAAUAACAAUAAUAAUGAAAAUUGGAAUAGAACAGUAAAAACCUCUGAAUAAUGUAUAAGACAAUAGAAGUAAAUAUUUAAUUGAAAAGAGAAAUGUAAAUUAUAUUAACUAUCAUUUGAAAAAUGUUAGAAAAAUUAAAGUAAAAGUCUUAUCUAAAAUUCUAUAACACGAAGUUCCAAGUUGAGUCAAAUAAUUAAAUGUGUUUUACAUUUGUUACAAUAACAAAAUACAUGCUAAAUUUUCAUUUUCUUAAAAAUUUUUAAUUGAAUUGAAUAGAAACUGUUAGUUAAUAAAAAAGUGUUCAUACAUACAUGCAAGUACAUGUAAAUAUUAACUAUUCCUGCCAACGCUUUCUGACACAAGUGUCACGUAUAUGUAUGUAUAUAUAUAUAUACAUACAUACUUACAUCUACUUAUUUGGCAAAAAUCCAAUUUCGAAUUAAAAAUGAUUUUUUCGUUUCACCGAUUUUGUUUCAUAUUCCAAUACAACUUUUCCAUAUUUGAUAUACAUAUUCACAUAUAUAAUCAAAUUUCAGUUUAAGAAACUCUAGUAAUUUUGAUUGAUUAGUGGAUAGAAAUUAUUUGGUUUAUUCGGCAUUUCAAAAUUAGCAAUAAGACAAAAACCCGAACAAUUUAAUAUUCUAAUACAUAGACAUUAUUUGAAAUUAAAAUAAUAUUUGCUAAUUGUUAAUUGUUGUUUGUUAGCAAAAGAAGUGGUUUUCUAAAAACUAUGAUAUAAUCGAAAAAGUGUCUCUAAAUAAAUACAUGUAUUAGUAUGUAUGUUAGAAACAACACCAUUACACAGAUACCUACACACAAACAAAAACAAAAUACACAAACUUACAUACAAAUAAACAUGAUCCCCACUAUUUAAAUAGAAAUAAAUCUCAACUUAAACGUUUUCUUUAAUUUUUUAAUUUAUUAACAUAAGGUGCUGUAAUUGUUUAUACAUACAUAUAAUAAUUGUAAUAAAAUAAUAUUUAAAAAUACAAAUUACAUUUCGAAAGAAUAAAUAAAUGAGUCAAAAACCUAGUAAGAUCUAUACAAAUAUCCUAAAACUAUUUAAAAGUUAUUAUCUUUUUUUAAUCUGAAUAAAACAAAAAAUAAAUAUUAUAAAAUUAAAACCUUAAGAGGGAUUCAAUUUAUUAAUAGUUCAUACAAAAACAAACAAUUAUUUCGAAGCUUCAUUUAUAUUAUACAAAUUAAAAUAUAAAAUAAAAAUAAUAAGAAAAAAAAGAUAAACAAAAUAUAUUAAAAACGUGCAGCUCAAAGUGCUUUUGCUUAAAUUUUUUAAAAACUUUUUUUGAAUUCACAUUAUGAAAUGAUGAGAACAGAUGAAAAACUGCACAGAUUGAAGAUUAUAAUUUCAUUCAUAUACUCAUUUACAUAAUAUAUUUAUAUAUACAUAUAUAAUUUUUUUUUUUAAUUUUACAAGCUUAUGUCCAUGCAUAUAUACAUAGGUACAUAUAAUAAAUGUAUCCAUUUCCAUUCGCAUUUUAUUAUUCAUUUCUGCCAAGUGCAAUAAAAUUCAAUGCAAACAAUUUAUGCAAAAAUUAACACUUUUGAAAGGCAAAUCUCAAUUUUAUAUAUAUUUUAUUAUUUAUUUGUGCAUAAUUAUUAUAAUACAUACUAAAAUGAAUAUUAAUUAUUUUUUACUUUUUUUACGACAUGAGUUGAUGUUUUGCAUACAUUUCGACAAUGUAUGUCUUGAAUAGACUAAAUGGAAUAAAUAAAAACUUGAACAUAUCAAUCAACAUUUAUUUAAAAAAAAAAACAAUGAACAAUUAAAUUAUUAACAAAACAAUCGAACAUAUGUUUACUUAAAAAUACUAAAUACAUAUUAUGUAUUUCCUUUCUAGUGUUUCCUUUUCUAAUGCACAUUUAAUAAUUUUUUUUUAAAAUAUGAAAAACAUGUAAAUAUGCAAAUACAUUUGGUUGCUUUUAUUUUCGCCCAAAUAUAGAUAAUUUUAAAUUAACAAUGUUAAGCUGCACAAGGAACUUUUUGCAUUUAAUGAUAAAUUUUUUAAUGUAUUUCUUUUUGGUUAUUAAAAAUAAAAGGCAUUGUUACAAAAUAAAACUAAACCGAUCCGUUUUUUUUUCUUAAAUAACAUCAAUAAAAAAAUAAAAAAAUUUAUUGAUAGAUGAUAUUCUUAUCCCCUUUAUAAUCGAAAAAGCAAAAGAUUUAAGAAUAAAACCCACCAUUUAUUUUUGCAAAAUCUAAAUAUUAUUAAAAACAUAAACAAAACAACAAACACGCUAAGCUGUACUAUGUAAAAGACAUAAGAAUUUAGAAUAAUUAAAAAAUGUAUUCGAAAUGAUCUCGUAAUUUAAUAAAAAUUAUAUAUACACAAAGUAAAAAUUUAUAAAUCUUUAAUAUUUUAAGGCUUAUAACAAAUAAUUUUACACAACAACAAACAUUCACAUACAUACAUACAUACAUACAUACAUACAUACAUACAUACAUAAAUACACCACAGACAUAUAUAUUUCUAUAGUCAAACUCAGUUAUAAUGAUUUGCCGACAUGGGCACACAUCAGAUUGUCUCUCUCAAAUUCAAAUUUUAUAUAACACUUAAACACUUCAGUAAGACCUGGUUCACACUAGGAAACUUUUUUGGGAAACUUUUGAUUUUUGUGUGUGAAAGAAAAAGAAAGAAAUAUCAACCAUCUCUUUCUCUCACACACAAAAAUCAAAAGUUUCCCAAAAGAGUUUCCUAGUGUGAACCAGGUCUAAGGAGGAUUCUAUACCCAUCUUAAAGUAUACCAACUGGCUUGACAUCAGUUUUAAAGAUAGUUAAACGAAAUUUGGCACAUGUACUUCUAUUGUGCUAGAGCUUAUUGAAAAUGGUUAACAUCGGUCCAUUAUUUUAACUAGCACCCAUACAACUCAAACUCGAAUCUGCAAUGAUAGGGCCUCAUUUUACCCUAUUACCUUUACAAGGCCCCUUCAAAAUACAUAUAACUAAAAUGUCCACUUAAAAGACUUAUUUCGCGAUGAAAUCAGCAUAAAUACAUUUUAUGUUUUAUGAAAACUAAAUCAUUGUUUUCUCAUUACUUGUAUAGGGUAUUUGCAUAUGAGGUGAGAGAUUUUUUUACUGGCACAAUCAAAAAACUUAAAAUUUGAGACAGCGAAUUUAAUGUGUUCCCAAGGAGCUUUAUGUAAGGCAUACACACAACAACCAACCAUUAUUUUAUCAACAAAUUUUGACAACUUCAAAACUUUUUUCAUUUAUUCGUACAACUCUCUCACAACUUUUUACAAAAACUCUAUCGACUUUGCGUUUUUGUAAACAACCAUCUCAUAUUGUAUAUGUAGGGCUUAUGAAUUUUACUAAUAACGAAAUCAUUCAGCAUAUCGGCAAUUAAAGGUGAUUAAUACAACAAAUAAUGAUGCUAAUCAUCUUUAGAUUGACUUUACAUGAUGUUAACCUUUCACCAUAUACAUAUAUAAGUACAUAUUUAUUAUUUAAUUAUUCUAUUGAAAAUAAUACAUAUACAUACAUAGUCACAUACAAACAAAGAAUCGAUUUUUCCAUUUCAUUUUAAAGUGAGUAUUUUUUCAGUCGAUUAUCGAUUUGUUUGAUUAUUUGAAAAUUUAUAUUUUUUAAAUAUGACAAUGAAGAUGAUUAUUUAAUUUCGUUCAUCGAAAUUAUAAGUUUAAGUCAGAUUUAAAUUAUAAAACAUAUGUAUAUUUAACACAGUCAAACUUGUUUAUAACGAAUUCUAGAAUGAUUUUUGGUAUUUCACAACAUACUAUUUCCUCGAAAAUUAGUCAAAUACAAUUAAAUUUUUCAGGUUUUUAAUUCAGAUAUCGACAACGUUAUUAUAUACAUUAUAUGUAUGUAUGUAUGUAUGUAUGUAUGUAUGUAUGUAUGUAUGUAUGUAUGUAUGUAUGUAUGUAUGUAUGUAUGUAUGUAUGUUUCGGAAAAAUUGUGUUAAAAUUUUAGUUAAACUGGAAAAUUUAAAUUAUAGUAGAAUGAAAGCAUAAAGUGUUAUAUACCAUUAAAAUGUACUUUAGAUAAAUGCACAUAUGUAUAUACAUACAUACAUACAUACAUAUAUGUAUACAUACAUAUAUGUAUAUGGACAUAUAGAUUAUAAGUUGUUGUAUUUAUUUUUUAUACUUUUAUGUAGAAUUACAUUGAUUGUCAAAUGGCUUCGUUUGUUUUGUAAAAUUUAUCAAACAAAUCUCAUAAAUAUAAAUAUAAAUAAAACAAUUUACGUAUUAAUAAAUAUUUUUAAAAUUCUAUAUUAAAGAAAAAUGAACAGAUAUAUAAAUAAUAAAAA